Molecule: messenger RNA, 4348 nt
Organism: Mercenaria mercenaria
Lineage: Eukaryota; Metazoa; Mollusca; Bivalvia; Venerida; Veneridae
Product: NXPE family member 1-like
Exons: 4
Source: RefSeq, a predicted model, not a curated record
AAAGCACUUUUCCUAGUCCUAGACGUCCAAAAGCAGUGGUUUUGAUUUUUGUGCUGACCGUGUGGAUUUUACUUGCAUUCAAAUUGGACAAUGCAAUCAGACAAAUAUUCUUUUCGAAACCAGGCACCUCUGAGCUCAAACAUAGGUACAUACCACGUAUUGGCGACUCACGUGACACAUUGUUUAACAACAUUAUAACGGAAAAAGAAGCACUCAUGUAUGAACCAUGCAAAAAUAUAAAAAACACGGCCUCGAUUAGUAGUUCACAAUUAUCAUUAUCAGAUUCUCAAAAUGGGACGUACAUAAUUGGUGAUAAGAUUCGAGCUGUUAUUAUACUGCAUGAUGGUUAUGGCAAACGUAAACAUUCAGGGGGCGACAUUUUGAGGGCAACGAUACAACAAAAAAAACUUAGUGCAUCAGCACCUUGUGAGGUGACUGACAAUUUGGAUGGGUCGCAUACGCUGAUAUGUGAGGCAUUAUGGACCGGAACUUCAAUAAUAACCGCAAUUCUAGCUUAUAUUAGGGAGAAAAUUACAGCCAUUUAUCGCGUCGGAACACAAGUUCUAUCCUAUCGGGUUAUAGUUGGGCAGUUCAGGAGUAGACAUUACAGCCAAGAGACUCCCUGUCACCCGAACCACACACACCUGCUGAAGUUUACUAACUACAAACGUUUUUGUAAUUUGACAUACCUAAACUCGUGGAUGCCGUUUAACUGCGGCAAACCGACAGAUGAGCAUUUGCUGUGCCAAGACUUGAUGUCCAUAAAAGCAAGGAAUCUACAUAAUGAGCCUUACCUCACCAAUUGUGAGAAAAUGUUAUGGAUCAGGUAUUUGAAGUCUUGAGUUAACAAAUAUUAAGUGAAGUUUUAUAAACAAACAAUUUGUUGACGGACUAUUGUAAAAAAUGUAUUCCCUAUAUAGAAUGUAUUUAUUAACUGAAAGCAAUAGCUUUCGUUUUUCCUUUCUUUAAUUUCGAAAAUUUGUUUAAGUAGGAGCAAACAUUUAGUUAAAUAAUUUAGUUUUUAUUAAAAUCUUGAUUUUUAUAAAUACAGUCGAAACUCGGUAUCUCGAAUUUCAAGGGACCGUGCUUUUUAUUUCGAGAUAACCGAAAUUCGAGUUAUGAGGAGGGAUGUAUAUGGACGAAAUGAUGGAAAAAAUUGGUUAAGUUACAAAAAGAUUUAAUAAGAAAUAAAAAAUGUUUCCUUGACGCCGUGUAUACGCUCUGGGCACUUUACGCGUACACGAUUAUGUACAGUUUGUGUUUAUCAAAGUUUUCAGUUUUUCGAAGAUUAAAAUUAUACUAACCUCAAAUGUUUUUUGAGGCAAGUUUCCUUUUCGUACCACGUUUCUCUCCCGGAGGAUUGAUAGCAUUUCGAUCUGACAUUUUGAACGAAUGAUGCUUUCCCCAAAGAAGUUAAUUUUUUUACAGUCUCAUCGAGAUUACCUCUAAUUAAUCCUUAUUAAAGAUCCCAACUGUUCAAACUAAUGAAUUCAUUUAGUUUAAAUUUAAAGCAGUUUUCAUAACGUUUCAAAAACAAAUGAUCGCUGAUUAAGAAAUCUAGUGUUUACAUCAAGCAAUUAUCAUUAUGUCACGUGCAAACAAGUAUGACAUCAUCUCACUUUGAUAAUGGCCGUACCUUUGAUAUGUCGGCAUCACGGCUUUCUGGUUAGGCAAUAAACAUGAACACGUGUUAAAAACCAACCAUAUUCACAAUGAGAUGUGUGAAAUUUUAUCGCAUAUUUUUCUCACUUCGACUUACCGCGUUUACAAUGCACUUGGAUUUUAUUGACGGGACCGAAAAUCCCUUUCGACAUAUCUGGAAUCUCGGUAAGUCAAAUUUUGACAUAACCGGAAUUGAAGUACACAUGUAAAGAAGGAAAUUUGACGGGACUUGAAAAUUUCUUCGACUUAAGCGGAAUUUCGAGGUAAGCGAGUUUGAGAUACCGAGUUUAGACUGUAUUAUAAAACAAAUGAUCGCCAAAUUGAAUAAUUGCUUAAUGUUCAUAAAACGAAGCAAAAGUGCUCACCUUUAUGAGGAAAAUUUAGAAACUAGGCUAAACAAGUAGCUUUCUGGAUAUUUCGUUUUUAAUAGUUAGCGGAUUUUCCCCAUUAAACAUAACUUUCUAAAAAUAGAGUGUUCUUCAACUGACAAGUAGCUCUAGUUGCAUGAUGAACAGGAGGAAAACUCAGCUACAUGUGUUACCAAAAUGCAAAAAAAAAUAAAUAAAAAAUAAUAACAAUCAACUAUAAUAUAUUUCAGCGAUAAGAAACUGUAUACACAAUGAUUCAAGAGUGUUUUAGUGUCUUUAUUUAAACUUAAACAAAUUUUCACACAGUUAUUUUUACUUUCAAACGUUAUAUAUGUUGCAACAAAUAUUUGUUUCUUCACUCAUAAACCUCAACCUAUAUAAAAAUAGUCAAUGGCUCUUAAACCAUUGGAUAUGAUGUGAUAUUCACCGAAAGAGGGCAAUACUGACCGCGGCAGGUAACUGAGGUCAAUAUUGCCCUCUUCCUAUGAAUAUCACAUCACAUCCAAUGGCUUAAGAGUCAAUAAUUGUAUAAUGUCAGUUAAUAGGAAGACAUGUCUGAAACUGACAUAUCUAUGGUCAAAGAAAUUCAGGAAAUCCAUUGCAGCUUUGUUGUCUUAGCAGGAUAAUAGAAAAUGGGAAAUAAAUAGAGGUGAAUUUUUCAAAAACAGUAAUACAUAUGUAAACGUAGCUCUAGAGGAAAAUGUAUCAGUGGCAUAUUUUAUUUUGUAGUUUUAUACUAUCUAUUUUUGGGAGGACGAGCGUACAUUGAAGAAAAUAUUAAAGGUUAAUGUCAAGAGCAGAGGAAGCAAUAAUAUGUCUGUUAUAAGCAAGCCAGCAAUCUAUUGUUCACAAUACAAUGCUUCCCUUCUAUGGCGGUCAAGAGGACCAACUGGUUUCUUCUAUAAUGGAACAUGGAAUCUUCGUUAUUGUCUUGUUAAGUACUAUAAUGUUAUUUAGUCUUUUAAAACAAAGCAUGUUACAAUAUCUUACAAUCAUUCAUCAAUACUGUUGUAUAGAUUCAGACAGUGUUUUUCCUUUUCUUACACCUAGGGCUUAGAAUAGAUUCUUUAACAUAAAAUUGCUAAAGUAACAAGGCUUAUAGGACUGAUGUCCACAUACGCCAGAUUUGAAGUUUAUUUUUUAUAUGCAUUUAUCGUCCAUAUCGGUAAUGAUUGGUACUAUAUUACAACUACAUAUACCUGGGUUAUGAGAUGAAACCUUUUCAAGAAAAAAAAAUCCGUUUGUACAAUUUCAAGGAUAUAGCAUAAAGGGCUACUACAGAUGGUAAUGAAGAACACCUAUGGUCAUUAUAUUUCUUAAUUAUAUAAGGGCAACAAUUUCAUUGAGAAUAUUACAUGAGUGUCUUUUCAUAUUGAAUUUGUUAAACGAGUUGAAUAAAGUAAUAAAAUUCGGGGCUCUGUCGAGCGUUUUAUCAAUUUUAUUCAACAAGUUUAAUAGAUCCAAUGCGGAAAGUCACAAAUGUAAUAUUAUUUUCAUCACAUGUUAUAUUUUCCAUUCGAAACAUCAAAAAUCCUAUUUUCCGUUACUAUAUAAACAAGUCAAUUUAACCAACAUCUCCUAUACUAUAAACGACGUCGACGUCAAAGCUUUAUUACACUAGUGUUAUAUCAGUUUUAUGUAAUUGCUUUAUUACACUCCCGUGACGUCAAAUAUGUCAUAAAAGCAUGUAUAUAGCAUGCUUGUCGUAUCUAUGCUAUGUAACCUUUGUAUGUUAGAUAGCUUUUAAAAUAUAUAUUUCAUUAUCAUUAUUACUGUAAUAUUAUUAUUAUUAUAUUUUUUUUUAUUAUUACCAUCAAUAUCGUUAUUAUUAUUAUUAUUAUUAGUUUUAUUGUUAUCACUAUUAUUUUUCAACUAUUUAGAAAAAUAUUGUCAUUGAAAGAGGAGACAACUGUUGUUUUAAUUGACUGAUAUUUCCCGAACUGAAAAUAUAAUGGUGAUAAAGAGUUCUUUUUAUUUGUGAUUAAAUAUAUAUGUAUACUUUUGUCCAAACAUUUGUCACACUUAUUGGUGAGUGAUAACGAUUGAGUUUGUCAUUUUUUGUAUUAUUCUUCGACACCUUCUUGCAUUUCCUGGACAAGAUAUUACGUUUGAGUCAAACAAUGUAAAUAUGAUAAACAUAAUUUAAAAAAUGAUAUGAGCUGCACCAUAAUAAAAAUAGCAUAGUGCAUUCGCGACCAGCAUGGAUCCAGACCAGCCUGCGCAUCCGUGCAGUCAAGCAUUAUAAAAAAAGCAACAACAGAAAAGAAAACAAACAAAUUAUGUGUUGUAAUAUAUAUAUUCUUUAUAUUUGCAGUGGA